CAUCCCACUCUCCACUGCUCUGUUCUUCCCUCCCUCUUCUUCCACGACUCUCUCUCUCUCUCUCUCUCUGCUCUUCGCCUUCCGCCGGACCCAAGUCGAAUGGGAUUCUAGGGUUUCGCCUUCCGCGAGAUGGGCUGCUUCCACUCCAAGACAACUAACCUCCACUCCCCCGAAGACGAUCCCGACCACGCCGACAAGCCAGAUCACGAAACGAAUGGGGAGGCGGGGGACCAGGAUCAGGUGCCGGCCUUCAAGGAAUACGGUCUGGCGGAGCUGAGGGCGGCGACGAAGGGCUUCAGCCCGGACCUGAUUGUUUCCGAGAGCGGCGAGAAGGCGCCCAAUGUCGUGUACCGGGGAAAGCUUGAUGGAGGACGGCUGGUGGCUGUCAAGAGGUUCUCUAAGCAGUCGUGGCCCGACGCCCAGCAGUUUGUGGCGGAAGCUGCGGGGGUGGGAAAGGUGCGGCAUAAGAGGCUGGUGAACCUCAUCGGAUGCUGUGCGGAGGAUGACGAGAGACUUCUCGUCGCAGAGUUCAUGCCCAAUGACACAUUGUCUAAGCAUCUUUUCCAUUGGGAUAAGCAGCCUCUACCAUGGGCAAUGCGAGUUAGGGUGGCAUACUACAUUGCACAAGCACUUGAUCAUUAUAAUACUGAAAACCGGAGAAUAUAUCAUGAUCUGAAUUCUUAUAGAGUUCUUUUUGAUGAGGAUGGAGAUCCUCGUUUGUCUAGUUUUGGUCUCAUGAAAAAUAGCCGAGAUGGGAAAAGUUAUAGCACUAACCUAGCUUACACUCCACCAGAAUUCUUGCGAACUGGAAGGGUAAUUCCAGAGAGUGUAAUCUACAGUUAUGGAACUGUACUUUUAGAUCUUUUGAGUGGGAAGCAUAUCCCCCCAAGUCAUGCACUAGACCUAAUAAGAGGAAAGAACAUGUUAAUGAUUAUGGAUUCUUCCCUGGAGGGGCAAUAUGCUAAUGAUGAUGCUACUAAUUUCGUUGAACUAGCUUCAAAAUGUCUACAGUUUGAGGCUAGAGAUCGACCCAACUCUAAAUUUCUUCUUUCUGCCCUAGCACCACUUCAAACUCAGAAAGAGAUUCCAUCACAUGCUCUCAUGGGUAUAACAAAGACAGAACAGGUGCUGCCGGUGAUGCUCUCACCACUUGGAAAGGCUUGUGCAAGGAUGGAUCUAACAGCUGUGCAUGAUAUAUUGCUUAAGACAGGUUAUAAAGAUGAAGAAGGUGCAGAAAAUGAGCUUUCCUUUCAAGAAUGGACACAACAAGUGCAAGAGAUGUUGAAUACAAAGAAAUUUGGUGACAUUGCAUUCAGAGAUAAAGAUUUCAAGAGUGCUAUUGACUAUUAUUCCAAGUUGGUGAUGAUGAUGUCAGUUCCUUCAGCCACGGUCUUUGCCAGGCGGAGCCUUUCCUACUUGAUGAAUGGACAACCGGAGCUGGCCCUACGCGACGCCAUGCAAGCUCAGGUGUGCAUGCCGGAGUGGCCGACGGCCUUCUACUUGCAAGCCCUUGCCCUCUCAAAGCUCGGGAUGGAAAAAGAUGCCCAGGAUAUGCUCAACGAUGGAGCUGCCUUGGAGGUUAAGAAGCAGAGCAGCUGGCGUGGCUAGUGACUCGUACGCAGUCGCUAUGGAUUUCACGUCUGCAACUCCGAUAUCUGUCAUUCCUGUACGCAAGUUUCGUCUUGGGUUCUAAAUGCAGCAGGAAUGUUGUGACAGCACAUGCUGAGAAGGUAACCAGACACAAUAAUGUAUAGAAAUUUCACGAGAUU
Musa acuminata subsp. malaccensis (wild Malaysian banana) is the source of this 1769-nucleotide messenger RNA. Its product is annotated as serine/threonine-protein kinase BSK2. NCBI's taxonomy places the organism in Eukaryota, Viridiplantae, Streptophyta, Magnoliopsida, Zingiberales, Musaceae. Gene Ontology annotation, molecular function: ATP binding; protein kinase activity; protein binding. Gene Ontology annotation, biological process: protein phosphorylation; brassinosteroid mediated signaling pathway. The record is from RefSeq and is a predicted model, not a curated record.